AUGUCCAAACAAUUCCAUGUCAAAGCAAAACCUUUCAAUAAUCUAAUGUGGGCAACAACAACCUUCCAGAUGGGAGCCGCAUCUCUACCCCCAAUUUUCGUUCCACUCACAGAGUCUUGGGGUCGCCGACCAGGUUACCUUGUGGGCUACUCUCUAUAUUGGAUUUGGAUGUUUCCAUCUGCAUUUGCACCCAACCUUGCUACAUUGGUAGUUACUCGAUUCUUUGGAGGCGGCGCUGCUGCGUCUACCAUCAAUAUUGUGGGUGGUAUGAUUGCUGAUAUCUGGCCUGGAGGUGUAGCCCGCAGUCGACCUAUGUCCCUAUAUGUGUUCUCGCAGAUUGUUGAUAUAUCACCGGGUCCAUUUAUCGGUGGCAGUCUUCAAACCAUACAUGUCGGUAACCCAUGGAGAUGGAUUUUCUGGGUUCAACGAAUGUGGGGGUUAGCUUUGAUGCCAGUAUUUUGGUUCAUUAUUCGUGAAACUCGCGGUCAUGCCCUGUUGUCCAAGCGCGCCAGGAAGAUUCGUCAGGAGACAGGCCGUGUCGUUUACUCUCGAUUCGAACUAGAAAUGCCGAGUGCUUUACAACGACUCAAAGUCUCGACAGCACGCCCUACUCGCUUGUUUCUCACAGAACCCAUUGUAUUAUUCUUCACGCUCUGGGUUAGCUUCGCGUGGGGAAUCCUAUUUCUGUUCUUCGAUAGUGUGAGUCUCACGUUUCGCCAUAACUAUAAGAUGGAUACUUUCACAAUCACGCUUAUUGAGCUGGCCAUCUCUGUAGGUGCUGUUAUUGGUAUUUUUCUCAACCCAAUUCAAGACUGGCUUUAUGCACCCUCUGCCCAGAGAGAUCACGAAACCUCUGGCAAGCCUAUACCAGGAAGUAUCAUUUUCACCGCCGGAUUAUUCUGGUACGGCUGGGCUAGUGUCGGCGAUGGAAAACUGCACUGGAUUGUGCCUACACUUGGCAUUGGAUGUACCGGUGUUGGAAUCUAUUCCAUCUUGCUGUCGGUGCUGAACUAUAUCGCAGAUUCCUAUGAGAAGUAUGCCGCUUCAGCACUCUCGUCCACUUCUCUGGGGCGUAACAUCGCUAUGGAUGGGCUGGGACAUCGCUUGGGCUUCAUUGGCGCUGGUCUCUCUAUUGUGCCGGUGGUCCUUAUAGUGAAAGGUCCUGCGAUUCGACGACGGAGCCCGUUCAUGCGAGAGCCUAUGUUUGAAGAAGAUAGAUAG
Molecule: messenger RNA, 1221 nt
Organism: Penicillium angulare
Lineage: Eukaryota; Fungi; Ascomycota; Eurotiomycetes; Eurotiales; Aspergillaceae
Product: Major facilitator superfamily domain general substrate transporter
Exons: 3
Coding region: 1-1221 (406 amino acids)
Biological process (GO): transmembrane transport
Molecular function (GO): transmembrane transporter activity
Source: RefSeq, a predicted model, not a curated record